Tetranychus urticae (two-spotted spider mite) is the source of this 1323-nucleotide messenger RNA. Its product is annotated as sulfotransferase 1E1. Gene Ontology annotation, molecular function: sulfotransferase activity. The record is from RefSeq and is a predicted model, not a curated record. Lineage: Eukaryota; Metazoa; Arthropoda; Arachnida; Trombidiformes; Tetranychidae.
CAGCUGAUUGGAAACAUGUGACUUGUUUUUCUCCUCUAUUCGAGUAACUAUGUUGUUAAAUCGUUUGCCUAGUCAAUUGUUUAAAUCAACUUUAAAAUCUAAUUCUAUAAUUAAUCUCACAUGUGUCAAGUGUUCAGAUUUUAGUAAACCUGAUAUUGGCAGGUUCAAUAUAAUAAAAAAAUGUAUUUAUGGGUUCAUCUUCUCAGGUGUUGUGGUUACCUCUUAUUAUGCUAGACAAGCAAUAGAGAAAAAAUCCGAAAUCUUAAAAGAAGCUAUUCGAUUAAACAACAAGAUUGGUCGCAUGACUUUAUAUAAAUUUCGAGAUUUCAUCUUGCCUGAGGAAGUUUUACCAGUGAUCAAGCAGUUGCCUGAAAUCAAAUUUAACUCCGAUGAUGUUAUUUUAUCGACAUUUCCAAAAACUGGUGUGACUUGGUUACAAGAAAUUAUUUGGCUUAUUAUGAACGAUUACAAUUUCGAUAAAGCUUUAUUAACUAAUCUGGAAGACAGAUUUCCAUUUCUGGAAUGGAUUUUACCCGGAAUAUCGGCCAUAAAUAAAAAACAAAGUCCGCGUCUAGUUAAAACUCACCUUCCUUUGAGUAUAUUAUUCAAUCAAGAAACCAAAAUUGAGCCUAAAGUUAUCUCUAUUACAAGAAACAUCAAGGAUGUCACAGUCUCGUACUAUUUUUUUGCUCGAAUGAACAAGCUGGUUGAUUAUCAAGAAUCAAUUGAAAUGUUUGUGGAACGUUUCGUCGCCGGAAAUAUAGCAUAUGGACCGUUGCAUAGGCAUUAUAUUGAUACUCUUAAAUAUUCGACCGUUGAUGGAAACAAAGUUCUUAUUGUUGCUUAUGAAGAUCUUCAUAAUGACUUUGAAGGAUCAGUAAAACGUCUUUGCACUUUCUUGGGCAAACCUUUUCCAAGUGAUGAAACCAUGGUUCAAUUAAAGAAGCAUUGUGAUUUCAGAUUUAUGAAAGUAAACCCCAUGGUUAAUUACAGUCAUUGGGAUGGCAUUGGUCUUCGCAAUUUGAAUGAAUCUCAAUUUUUUCGAGCUGGAAAAGUUGGUGAUUGGAGUAAUCACCUAUCUAAACCAUGUUCAGAAUUACUUGAUGACUAUUAUGAACUUCAUUUCAGAGGAUUAUUCAACUUCAAAGAGACAAUCGAUUGAUAAUGACCCAGACAGAGGUUUUCUUGACUUCAGAAUAGAUCGAACUCGUUAAUGAAGCUUUCAAACUGAACUUCUUAGAAAACUCAAAAAAUAAAUGAAGUUCCCUCUACUCAAUGAUACCUUUCGAUUUUUAAAUUAUAGAUAAAACAAUUAUUUGCUAA